AAAUCCCAUCUCCUGAUUUGAACUACUUUUCGUUUUGGACCACAAACCUACUUUCAAUCUACUUUUGGCAAGAAGACUUUGGCCUUUAUAGGCAGAAAUCCCUGUAGUGGCCACUAAUCACUGUUACAUGGAGGCUAAACUGCACUGCUGCAUUUUGGUGCACUUUCAUUGGGAAACAGAGUAUAAAGACUGCAACACUGAAGUUUUGGGGUUUUUUUUAGCUCUUGCCAACAGUUUGCAAAUGAUCCUUAUUAUUGUGAUUAAUUAAAAAUUGAUCAUGACUUUAUAGGAUUGUGUUCAUCACAGUAUUACAUAAAGCAUCCCUAAUGGAACCUGAGACAUUAUUGAUGGUCUCAGUGGUCUGCAGUCUGUCAUCACACAAUAGAUGAAUUUCGCCCCCUCCCCUUAUCCUCUAAUUCAGAGAGCUGCAGCCAAUCAGCAGCCUCUGCUCAUUGUGUACAAACAGAACAUCGUGCGCCCUGCAGCCUUUAAAUCGCCCUGCGGCAUUGUCCUGACCAGAGCAGACCAGGGUUAGACAGCAACAACAGCUCCAUCUUAAACAACAGGAAGACGUUUCCCACCAAAACUUCACCAGAACUACUUGAAGGAUGAAUCCCAUCAGGCGCAGAGAGUCGGUUUGCAGGAGUCUUUUUGGCCCGGUGGACCACGACCAGCUGCGCCGCGACUUGACGCAGAGGCUGAAGGAGAUCGCUGAGCAGGACAGCCGUCGCUGGAACUUUAACUUCCAGACUGAAACGCCGCUGGCAGGCAGGUUUCAGUGGGAGGAAGUACCCGCAGACUGCGCGGCUGCUCUCUAUCAGGAGUCGGCACAGCUGAAGGACGCUGUCUGUUCUUCAAACACUGAGGGUGAUGUCAGUCUCAGUUACCCUGAAGAAAGCGCAGGGACCGACCAGGAGAACUGCUCCAGCAUCUCCAACAAACACAAGUGUCCAGCUGAAGUGACGCCCGUCCGAAGGAAGAGGAUGCUCUCAAAACCGUCAACCAAGCCCAGAAACAAUGCACAAAUUACAGAUUUUUUCGCAAAGAGAAGGAGGACUACUGAAACCAAGAGCACCCUGAAUCCUUUCCAAACAAGUCCCAGUGAAGCAGCUCUGUGCAAAACAAUAAGAUGAACAUGCGACUGAAAAUGGACUAUUUAUAUUUCUAGAUACAUUUUUAUGGGCCCUGACCAAGGCCUUUUCACUGCCCCAAAUUAUUUUAUUUUAUUUUAUUUUAUUGCCAAUUUUAGUGUUUGUGAGCUGGAGUGGAAUUAAUCCAUUUGUGUUAUUUAAUAUAUUUAAUUUAUUUAAUUUUUUUUUCAUUGAUAAUAUCACAAAUAUGUUUGCUUAGAGAUGUUUUUAUCAUUUCCAUCAGUAUUACUGAAUAUUAUGUUUAAAGGACUGAAAGGAUUUUUUUUAAUGUAUGUUUGAUCACUUUGUCAAUCUUGUAUGUGGAUUUUUGUUAUAUGAGCUGCUUCUAUUCUGUAAAAGCACUAUUUUGUCAUUGUCGUGUUUGCCUAAAUUAACUGAGAUGCAGAUUGUAAAUGCCUAAUGUAAAUGUAAAUAUUGCAAUUUUAAUAAAGUGACACUAAUUGUACUUCUGAUUCAGUAAUUAUUACAUUUUCUGCUGUUC
Messenger RNA from Micropterus salmoides (largemouth bass), 1632 nucleotides. RefSeq names its product cyclin-dependent kinase inhibitor 1Ca (gene cdkn1ca). The record is from RefSeq and is a predicted model, not a curated record. Gene Ontology annotation, molecular function: cyclin-dependent protein serine/threonine kinase inhibitor activity. Gene Ontology annotation, biological process: regulation of cell cycle. The transcript has 2 exons. The coding region runs from base 609 to 1133 and encodes 174 amino acids. Lineage: Eukaryota; Metazoa; Chordata; Actinopteri; Centrarchiformes; Centrarchidae. Gene Ontology annotation, cellular component: nucleus.